AUGGGCUGGCUCUGGAACUCGGGUCCUACCAAGGACACACCUAGCGAAUUACCCAAAGCCACAACUCCACCCACAAUCCCAGAAAUCCAAUCAACACCCAAAAAGUUGACACCAGACGAGCAAGCCGAUCUAGAGUUCAACCAACUUCUCGCAGACCUCCGAAAAGCAGACACAGAACUAAACGCUGCUUCUGGAUCUACAUCCACAAAUGAAAAUGGCACACCAACUUCAUCAAUUGCCCCGGAAUCUCUAUACGCAGAUACAAUGUCCUGCCGUACAGCCUUCGACUACGCUUUCUUCUGUCAAUCCUUCGGUGGUCAAUUCGUGAACGUAUACCGUUACGGUGAACUGCGAUCUUGCAGUGAACACUGGGAUAAUUUCUGGCUAUGCAUGAAGACGCGUGGAUGGUCGGAUGAGUUACGCAGGAAGACUAUUCGGGAUCAUAAUCGCAAGAAGGCGAUUAAGUACAAGACUGGUCCUAGUAGUGAGGAUAUUUGGGAUGUCAGACUUGAUCCCGCGAGUGAUUCGUUCAAGGGAGACUUUGUGGCUAUGGAGAGAGAGAUGAAGGCUGAGGAGGAGGCUCAGAAGCAAAAGAAUGCCGCUUGA
Penicillium malachiteum is the source of this 606-nucleotide messenger RNA. RefSeq names its product EMI1 family protein. The record is from RefSeq and is a predicted model, not a curated record. The transcript has a single exon. The coding region runs from base 1 to 606 and encodes 201 amino acids. Lineage: Eukaryota; Fungi; Ascomycota; Eurotiomycetes; Eurotiales; Aspergillaceae.